Molecule: messenger RNA, 1967 nt
Organism: Theileria parva strain Muguga
Lineage: Eukaryota; Apicomplexa; Aconoidasida; Piroplasmida; Theileriidae
Product: Pre-mRNA splicing factor PRP21 like family protein
Exons: 10
Coding region: 473-1903 (476 amino acids)
Biological process (GO): regulation of alternative mRNA splicing, via spliceosome; mRNA cis splicing, via spliceosome
Cellular component (GO): U2 snRNP; U2-type prespliceosome; catalytic step 2 spliceosome
Molecular function (GO): RNA binding
Source: RefSeq, a predicted model, not a curated record
AUGACCUUCAACUACACAUAACUAAAGCUUACAUAGAAUAAUUUUUGCGGAUAUUCGAAAUCUCGAACUCUUACACAUUUCUGAUAUUAAUGUUUAUCUUAUUUGAAAAUUUAUUCUACACAUUUUAGGAAUUUUCUAAAUCAUAUAUUCUACUUCAUUUUACCUUCUAAUCCAUUAAUCAAGCCAUCAAAAUAUUUAAGAUUUUCGUAUAAUCAAUUUAAAUAAACAAUUUUUAUUUUAUCAAUCAUUUCUACACUUCAUUAACAUAUAUGAAUGAGUAAAUAUAUUUACUCUUGCUGUUGGCCAUACUGCAUCGAAUAUACCGGAUCCCAUCCGAACUCCGAAGUCAAGCGGUGCUAGGCCCGGAUAGUACUGGGGUGGGGGACCGCCCGGGAACACCUUUGGGUGUCAACAGCCCUUUUUAUCAUAUUUUAAAUUUUAAAUUAUUUAUUAUAAUUUAUAUUUUUAAAUUAUGUAUAAAUCCGAGGAUAUUAUUUUCCCUCCCUCGUUUAUCAGGUCCGUCAUUGAUAAAACAGCUGAGUUCGUUGCAAAAAAUGGAGAACAAUUCGUAUCUAAGCUUAGAUUAGACCAAUCGAAUUCUUCUUUAAAUGAUAACAUUAAAUUUAACUUUUUGGAGCCAGGAAACGCCUAUCACUUGUAUUAUAAACUAAAAUUAUCUGAACUUCAGGGGAAUAAAGUUGCCGACCUUAAUCCGUCGAUUCCCCAAGCAAUAUUAGAUAAAAGAGAAAAAUUAGAGUUAAAAACUAAACACAAGGAGAGGUUACUGGCCCUAUCGGAUUUUAGGCACUCCUCGGAAUCAGUACAGAAGCCUGAAGAUGACUUAUUCUCAUUCACUAUGCCAUUCAUAUCAGCCUUAGACUACGAGGUUAUAAAGAAUACAGCAUUGUUUGUUGCUAGAAAUGGGCACAAAUUUCUUGUCGACUUAAAUAAAAGGGAGAAAAACAACCCCCAAUACGAUUUCUUAAACCCAUCACACUACCUAUUCACAUUUUUUAGUAAUCUCACAGAUUCUUACACAAAGUGCUUGCUACCGCCAAGAUCACAAAUAGAUAAACUAAACCAAAUAAGUAAAAAUAAACUGUUUUACCUACAACUAUGUCAAAAACGAGCUGAUUGGGAUGCACGUGAAGCUGAAAAGCUGGAAUCGGAACAAAUGAGAAAGCAGGAGGAAAAGUUGGAGAUGAUGUCCCUGGACUGGUAUUCCUUUUUUAUCGCCGAAACAAUUAAAUUCAACGAGAACGAUGAUGAUUUGCCUGCACCUAUAGACUUCUCUGACCCCGAGGCUUUAUUAAGGUUUUCCUACAACUCACUUUUUGGAACCAAAACUGACGUGACCGUUCAAGAAACUAAUAUCGUGAAUGAUAUUGAGGAAAUUGAGAACAAAAUCGAUAUGUCAGAGCAGCUGGUUACUACACAAGUAUUAACGGAACGCGAAGAAGCACCGCCAGAACCUGAACCUGAAGACUCAACUCAACCAUCAAAGUUCUCUGAUCCUCCUUCAAAUGUUCCUAUAAGGGAUGACACCAGGAUUGUUCAGGAGGGAGAUGAAACAAUCAAGGUUAAAAAGGCUUACUCUAGGACCAGAAAGCAAGCAGGACAAGUUAUGCAUAAGUGCCCUAUCACAGGGCAGCUUGUUCCAGCAUCCGAGAUGUCUGAGCACUUGAGAAUCGUACUGCUGGAUCCGAAGUGGAAGGAAGAGAAGGAUAAAUUCAUGCAAAAAGCCAUGGCCGAAUCUGCCCUGGCACCUCAGGAGGACGUCGGAAACAAUCUCAUAAAGUUUGUAACUAGCCGCCCAGACCUAUUCGGUUCCACAGACGAAGAGGUAAAAGAGCACAAAGAAUCAAACUAUUAUUCCAAAGACACCAAGCGCAAGAAAUUGUAAAUGUAAAAUGUGUUGUAAAUAAGUGUACUCGACUACAUUAAUUUGUUAUUUACACUCUGUUCAA